AUGGACCGUGGCGGGGAAAAGGAUGACAUGGUAUCGCUGACGCCCUCGGAAUUCGACAUUUACAACCGUCUUGCGGUGAUGAUGGAGAAGUUUCACAGCUAUUUCCGACGAAUCUGGAAGCGCCUGUACAGCGCAUGCUCAGCGCCCGAUCACGACUCGCCAAAAAUGACUGACGACCAGAUUGUCAGAGAGGGUCUCUUUCUCUCGUGUCGCCUCGCGAACCAUCACAAUGUGGAAGAAAGCUCCCUGUUUCCCCUCCUGGCUCGCAGGAUGCCCCGGUUCCAGGGGGACGACGUGCUGUUGAAGCAGCACCGCCAGAUCCACGACGGGCUCGAGGACUUUCAGCAGUACCUCGAGGGCUGUCGUACGCGCAAGGACCGAUUGGACCGGCAAGUCCUCAAGAGCAAGAUGGAUCCGUGGGGAGACGUGCUCAUGUUGCACUUGGACCAAGAGGUCGAGAUGCUGGGGGCUAGAUAUAUGCAGAAGUAUUGGACGCAAGAGGAGAUGCUCGAAAUGCCCAUUUGA
Messenger RNA from Colletotrichum destructivum, 525 nucleotides. Its product is annotated as Putative hemerythrin. The transcript is spliced from 2 exons. NCBI's taxonomy places the organism in Eukaryota, Fungi, Ascomycota, Sordariomycetes, Glomerellales, Glomerellaceae. The record is from RefSeq and is a predicted model, not a curated record. The coding region runs from base 1 to 525 and encodes 174 amino acids.